Perca flavescens (yellow perch) is the source of this 3116-nucleotide messenger RNA. Its product is annotated as rho GTPase-activating protein 6. The transcript has 13 exons. The record is from RefSeq and is a predicted model, not a curated record. The coding region runs from base 126 to 2501 and encodes 791 amino acids. NCBI's taxonomy places the organism in Eukaryota, Metazoa, Chordata, Actinopteri, Perciformes, Percidae. Gene Ontology annotation, biological process: signal transduction.
UGGUGACGCGCUGGGGACCUGCUGCUGUGAAACGGUGCUGUUCCUUCGUUUCACUUGGACUUGUAGCAGAGAUGUGACUGUUUCUUUACUUUUCUUUAAUCACAAGUUGACCGGCUAUAGGAGAUAUGUCCGCUCAAGGAUUGUUAAGCAGUGUUUUCUCGUGCUCGCUAAGCCCCAGAACUAUUUCCAAGCGGAGACUGAGGCAGACCAAGAGCUUGGACCCGGCGUUGAUGAGACAUUAUGGUAGCGAAUCGGAGGGAACAUCGUAUAAGGGUGACUUCACCUGGAACAGCGUGUCUGGACGUACCGUUGGCCUGAAGCCCGUACCUCUGCAAAGCUUGUCAGAGUUAGAAAGGGUUCGUCUCCAGCAUGUGGCCUUUAGGAGAUUGUUUCGGGAUCGCUAUCUGGGCUGCCACAUCACCAUUCCUAAAUAUGGCCACAAGCACAAAACGUCCCUUAUGCGGAAGUUGGAUUCAUUAUCGAAAGAAAAGAGUAAAGACAAAGAGAGUACGCCCCAGGCGUUUGGCAUACCGCUGUCGCAGGUCAUAUCCAACGACCGCACACACAGGCAGCGGAACGAUCCUCCGCGGGAGGAGCACAGUGACCCCACUGAAUUGAUGCUAUCCUUCCUCCACCACAACUCCAGCUUCAAAAGGGGCACAAAGGAGUUCUCCAGCAGCAACUCGUCCCUUAGCUCCACUUCUGAGACCCUGAACGAAUCACCUCUGCUCAUCACACCAGACGCAGCCCCACGGACGCGCAGGAGGGGCGGAGUAUCUGUGGAUUGCAUCACUGAUCUUGAUGAUAACCAGUCUCGGCUCUUGGAGGCCCUUCAGCUCUCCCUGCCCGUAGAGGCAGUUGGCAACAGGAAGAAGCACCAUGACAAAAAGCUCAGCCUUAACCCUAUCUACAGGCAGGUGCCCAGGGUAGUGGAUCUCUGCUGCCAGCACCUGGAAAAACACGGCCUACAAACGGUUGGAAUUUUCCGUGUUGGUAGUUCCAAAAAGAGAGUUCGACAGCUUCGCAUGGAGUUUGACCAGGGAUGGGAGGUACAAUUGGAUGAGGAGCACAGUGUCCACGAUAUAGCUGCAUUGCUAAAAGAGUUCCUCAGAGACAUGCCUGACCCACUGCUAACAAGAGAACUCUACAUGGCCUUCAUCAACACAAUGUUGCUGGAUUAUUCAGACCAAGAGAGCGCCAUCCAGCUCCUGAUAUUUCUGCUUCCUCCCUGUAACAGCGACACGCUGCAACGCCUCCUUUGCUUGUUGUCCACAGUGGCUGCACAUGCGAAAGACGGCCUGGACAAUGACGGACAGGCGAUCACAGGAAACAAGAUGACAUCACUCAAUUUAGCAACCAUCUUUGGACCCAACCUCUUACACAAGCAAAAAAACUCCGACAAAGAGUUUUCAGUCCAGAGUUUUGCCCGUGCAGAGGAGAGCACAGCCAUCAUCAGCGUCCUCCAAAGGAUGAUCAAUAUAUAUGAUACACUAUUUAUGGUUCCUGCUGACCUGCAGCAUGAGGUGCUGAUGAGUGUGCAAGAAACUGAUCCUGAUGUUGUGGAUUACUUACUGCGAAGGAAGGCCUCUCGGUACUCCGAGCCAGGCCUUCUUAGAGCAGGAGAGUCCUUCUCUCUGACUAAGAGAUGCUUAUCCAAUGACUCCAUCAAAGCCUCUAGUGGAGAGGUGUCUCCCUAUGACAACAACUCUCCCGUCCUGUCAGAUGGACUGCUGUGUAAUUACCCAGAAGACAGCAGUCCCCUCUCAGAUAGGGUGCCUAGACUUUCUGGGCAGUACAAACUCAGCAGCCAUUGUCAAGACGGAUCUGGCAGCACUUCUCCUACACUUUCUACAGAUAAAGAGGCCUCAACUGAUGAUUUCUGGGACACCUGGCAUGAACUGCUCAGCAAGGAGAUUACUGGCCAUCGUAUCACUGGCUCCCUCGGAGACGUGUCGGAAUGUGAAUCGUAUGGAUCUUCGGAGGGACAAAGCAGUCACCAAGGUAACAACAAGCUGCCCAUCAGACCGACGCAAACCUCAUUGGGCGUGCUGGAAAUCAGGCCACACCUCUCGGUAACUCGCAGCAGCAGUGUUCCUAAUGCCCAGAAAGAUCAGAGACAAUCUCAAACAUCAUUACAUCAGGGAGUGAGCAGCCAAUCAGGAGACCUCAGCUCGGACAAUUUAGCAGAAAGGACAGGACACCCUGCAUGUUCAUUACUUAAGGUCGGGAUGGAUGGUUUGUCUCCCCUUCAGUACUCUGGACAGCUGAGGGAGACCCAUAUUUCUUGCUCCACACCCUCCCUCUUCACGUAUCAGCCUGACCCCCAAAUUCCACAGCAGGCCCAACAAAGCCCUGCCCCCCAGACUGUAGAUACUGCAAAUGCCUCUGGGCCUGGACAAGAAAAUGCCCCUGGUACACAGAACUGCCAGACAGAGAGGUGGCAUAUAUGGCAUAUACUGUCAAAAGAAAAUGCAGACGCCCUGCCUGAAACCUUGGUUUGAUACACCCUUUGACUAUGUUGAACUAUACUGAAGAUAACUUUAUGAGAAAAGGGGGCCAUUCUCCUGUCACAUUUCUAGUCAAGUCAUUUCAAGUUAAUGUUUCUCAUUGAUAGACUGAUGGAACUUUACAUCAACCACCAUCUUAAAUGUGUUGUUUUUUUUUGUAGGGGUGUUCAAUGUAUAGAUAUGAAUUGUGUUGUGUAUGUAAACAUAAUAUAACAUGUAGUUUUGUACAUUCUUUUUUGUAGUUUAUUUUAAUGUGUUGUAGUUAUUAACACAUAUGGAUUAUUUGCAACACAACCAUCAGAAACCUAUAGACUUGAAUGAUAUUAAUUCUUAAUUUGAAGCCAUGAAUGUUCUUUUAAUGCUGAAUAUAAAAAAUAUAGAUGUCUGUGCUGUAAUAUUGCUUCAAAUUUGUAGUACCUUGAUAUGUACUGUAGCUUCAGUGUUACAGGCUCCAAUUAUAAUCUACUUACUUGUAGAAAUGCUGCAGACAAUGUCCAUAUUACCACCCAUGUAUUGUCCCAUAACAUACAUAUUCAUAUUUGCACCUUUAGCGUGGCCAUUGUGUAAAUGUUUGAGAAACUGAGAUUCAUUAAACAGGAUUUGUUGUUG